AUGCUAUUAUUAUUUCCAGAAAGAAAUUCUAAGACUUUUUUAGAAGUAAUGAAUGAGAUUUUUUAUAAUAUAAUGAACUUUAAUAAAUUUGAAGGAGAGUUAGAAUAUAAGAGCAUUAGUAGUUUAUUGAAAUAUAGUAGGAUAUUUAUAAUAAUAUUAGAUGGAACUUGGUCUCAAGCUAAAAAUAUGAACAAAAAUAUUCCUAGAUAUAUUCCAAGAGUUAGAAUAACAUCAAAGGAUAUUUCAGAUUUUGGACCUUUAAGGGAACAGACAAAGAUUGGGAAUAUUUUAACUAUUGAAACUGAUAAAAGUAGUAAUAUUGAGAAUAUAGAUACUAUUUCAAAAUUAUUACUUAAAUGUUUGGAUAUAUUAAUAAGAAAUGUUCUUAAUCAAUGCAAACGAGAAUAUUUAAGUGAAGUUUUAAUGAAUAGGAAUGAAAGAAAAUUUCUAAAAAAUAUAGAUGGUAAUAUUUAA
Molecule: messenger RNA, 474 nt
Organism: Cryptosporidium muris RN66
Lineage: Eukaryota; Apicomplexa; Conoidasida; Eucoccidiorida; Cryptosporidiidae
Exons: 2
Coding region: 1-474 (157 amino acids)
Source: RefSeq, a predicted model, not a curated record